This is a messenger RNA of Funneliformis caledonium, 1287 nucleotides long. The record is from the annotation of a GenBank genome assembly. Lineage: Eukaryota; Fungi; Glomeromycota; Glomeromycetes; Glomerales; Glomeraceae.
AUGAAAGUAAAAGUUCUUUCUCGAGCCGCCUCAGAGUAUACACGUGAAACGCCUCAAGAUAUUCACAAAAUUAAACGGAAUUAUGACCCCACAUUACACCCUUUGGAAAAGGCUCGUGAAUACACCAGAGCGCUUAAUGCCGUAAAGUUGGAACGAAUGUUUGCAAAGCCAUUCGUUGGUGCAUUAUCUGGUCAUUCUGAUGGCGUUUAUUGUAUGGCCAAACACCCUAAAAAGCUAACCACCAUUGUGACGGGGAGUGGUGAUGGAGAAUUGAGGUUAUGGGAUUUGUCGAAUCGGGAUACAAUAUGGAAGGUUGUUGGACAUAAAAGCAUUGUGAAAGGUGUCUGUUGUAGUCCGACAAAGGGAAAUUUAUACUUUUCUUGUGGAACCGAUAAAACCGUGAAGAUUUGGAGUCCUGAUCUAUCGGGUCAAGAUCCAUUAAGUACCUACAUUGGAAAAUUUGCUUUCAGUGCGAUUGAUCAUCAUCGUCAUGACCCAAUUUUUGCCACUUCCGGAUCACAAGUUGACAUUUGGGAUGAAAAUAGGUCGGACCCCAUCAAAACUUUGAGUUGGGGUGCAGAUACAAUUAAUACUGUUCGAUUUAAUCAAAUAGAGACAAACAUUCUGGGCAGUUGUGGUACGGACAGAACCAUAAUUCUUUAUGACCUCAGAAUGAAUUCCCCACUGGCAAAAUUAGUUUUGCAGAUGAGAACAAAUGCUAUAGCAUGGAAUCCAAUGGAAGCAUUCAACUUUACAGCGGCGAAUGAGGAUCAUAACUGUUACACAUUUGAUAUGCGCAAAAUGGACUAUUUAGAUUAUUCGCCAACAGGUGAAGAAAUAGUCACUGGAGCUUAUGAUCGAACAUUGAGGAUUUAUUCAUCACGUCAAGGACAUAGUCGAGAUAUAUAUCAUACCAAACGAAUGCAGCGCAUUUUUUGUGUUAAAUUUAGCAUGGAUUCAAAAUUUGUUCUCUCUGGUUCAGAUGAUGGUAGUAUUCGACUAUGGAAAGCAAAAGCAUCCGAGAAACUUGGACCGAAGGACUAUAGAGAACGUGCUCAUUUGGAAUAUCAAGAGAAACUUAUUGAUCGAUAUAAGUACCUUCCAGAGAUUAGAAGAAUUGCAAAACAUCGUAAUGUCCCAAAGGCAAUUAAAAACGCUCAGAACACCAAGCGUAUUAUGUUACAAUCUCAGCGACAGAAAGAAGACAAUUUGCGAAGACAUUCCAAAAAAGGGACGGUUCCAUAUCAAGCAGAGAGAAAGAAACCGAUCGUUGGUAUUGCUAAAUAA